This is a messenger RNA of Verruconis gallopava, 2403 nucleotides long. RefSeq names its product 6-phosphofructokinase. The coding region runs from base 1 to 2403 and encodes 800 amino acids. Gene Ontology annotation, cellular component: cytoplasm; mitochondrion; 6-phosphofructokinase complex. The record is from RefSeq and is a predicted model, not a curated record. Gene Ontology annotation, biological process: fructose 1,6-bisphosphate metabolic process; canonical glycolysis; fructose 6-phosphate metabolic process. Gene Ontology annotation, molecular function: monosaccharide binding; ATP binding; identical protein binding. Lineage: Eukaryota; Fungi; Ascomycota; Dothideomycetes; Venturiales; Sympoventuriaceae. The transcript has a single exon.
AUGGCCACGGCCACCCCACCGAACAAUGCUGUCCCUCCGCCUCUCCCCGGACAUAAGAGGCGGAUUGCCGUAUUAACGAGCGGGGGUGACGCUCCUGGUAUGAACGGAGCGGUGAGAGCCGUCGUACGAAUGGCCAUCGCGAAAGGCUGUGAAGCUUUCUGCGUCUACGAGGGCUACGAGGGCCUCGUUCAAGGCAACGAAGGCAAGGAUCCCAAACAUCACAUGAUCAAAAGGGCGGAAUGGGACGAUGUGCGAGGCUAUCUGUCAGAAGGUGGCACUUUGAUUGGCUCCGCACGCUGUGCAUCGUUCCGGGAGCGAUGGGGCCGCUUGAAGGCGGCGAAGAAUAUGGUCAUAGAGGGCAUCGAUGCUUUGGUUGUUUGCGGUGGCGAUGGUAGCUUGACAGGCGCGGACCUGUUCAGAAAGGAGUGGUCGGGCCUGCUGGAGGAACUCGUGUCGAAGGGCGAGUUGACGGCGGAGCAAAUCAAACCGUUCGCUACGCUGAACAUCGUGGGCCUCGUUGGCUCAAUUGACAACGACAUGUCUUCCACAGACGCCACAAUUGGAUGCUACUCCUCCCUACACAGGAUCUGCGAGUCCGUCGACUCCAUCAACGACACCGCACAGUCGCAUCAGCGCGCGUUCAUCAUCGAGGUAAUGGGUAGACAUUGUGGAUGGUUAGCCCUGAUGGCUGCCAUCGCCACUGGCGCUGAUUUCCUAUUCAUUCCUGAGCAUCCGCCAGAGGAAGAUUGGAAGAAGCAGAUUGGUCAAGUCGUUAUGAAGCACAGAGCCAUGGGCAAGCGAACCACGAUCGUCAUCAUCGCGGAAGGGGCCAUCGACCGAGAUCUAAAGAAAAUCACCCCCAGCGAGGUCAAGGACCUGUUGAGCAACGGUCUGAAGCUUGAUACCCGGGUUACGACGCUGGGUCACGUCCAGCGUGGUGGCUCGCCUUGUGCGUAUGAUCGAAUGCUGAGCACGCUCCAGGGUGCUGAAGCAGUCAACGCCGUGCUAGAGGCCACUCCCGAGACACCCAGUCCGGUCAUUUCAAUCAUCGAAAACAAGAUUGUGCGAAAGCCAUUGCUGGAAGCCGUUAAGCUGACGCAAGAUGUUGCCAAGGCAAUCGAAGCAAAGAACUUCCCUGAGGCAAUGAAACUGAGGGAUUCGGAGUUCGGUGAAUACUACCGCGGCUACCUGCUCACCACAUCACUCAACCAGGAGAACCUGUUGCUACCCGAGAACCAGCGGAUGAGGGUGGGUAUCAUCCAUGUCGGCGCGCCUGCCGGUGGCAUGAAUGCUGCUACACGAGCCGCGAUUGCUUACUGCUUUGCGAAGGGUCAUACUCCUGUGACCCUGCACAACAGCUUCACUGGUCUGGUACGGCAUCAUAGUGAUGAGCCUCUUGGAUCAGUCCGUGACGUCACAUGGGUUGACGCUGAAGCGUGGUGCAGCAGAGGUGGAUCUGAGCUUGGAACGAAUCGCACUCUACCUUCAAAGGCAGCCUACAAUGAAGAGGAUGGCAUUCCAACCAUCGCCCAGGUAUUCAAGGAUAAGAACAUCAAUGCGCUGUUCAUCGUGGGCGGCUUCGAGGCCUUUGCGUCGAUGAACGAGCUACGAAAGGCGCGUGAAAAGUACGAUUCACUAAAGAUUCCCAUGGUGCUACUUCCCGCAACAGUCAGCAACAAUGUCCCUGGCACCGAGUACUCGCUUGGAAGCGACACUUGUCUGAACGCACUCAUCGAAUACUGCGACACAUGCAGACAGUCCGCGUCCUCGUCAAGGCGGCGGGUCUUCGUCAUUGAGACCCAAGGCGGUGAGUCGGGAUACAUCGCCACUGUAGCUGGUCUCUCCAUCGGUGCUCUUGCCGUGUACACGCCGGAAGAAGGUGUCACGAUCAAGAUGCUGGAUAAGGACAUCGACUUUCUGCGCGAAAUCUUCUCAAAGGACCGCGGCCAGUCGCGUGCAGGCAAAAUCAUUCUCAACAACGAGAAGGCGUCCAGUGUCUACACUACGGACAUUAUCGCACGAAUCAUCGCCGCCGAGGCCAAGGGCCGCUUCGAGGCACGAGUCGGUAUUCCAGGUCACUUCCAGCAGGGCAAGGCGCCAUCACCAAUGGACCGAGUACGCGCUCUGCGAUUCGGGAUCAAGUCGCUGCAGCAUCUGGAAUCAUUUGCUGGAAAGAGCGCUGAUGAGAUAGCCAAUGAUCCGAUGAGUUGUGCUGUGAUCGGCAUCCGUGGCGCGAGAGUUAGGUUUACGGACGUCGUCAAGAUCGAGACUGAGGAGACGGACUGGAAGCACCGCCGACCAAAGCAUGAGCAUUGGAUGGGGCUGAAGCAGUUGGUUGAUAUGCUGAGUGGACGGCCAAAGACGGACAAGGUGCCCCAGGUACCAGCAACUGUGCCUGUUUAG